CCGUAGACGUCGUAACAGAGGCGGCCCGUUGCCUGGGAGCCAGUGAAACGCCACUCGGCCUCCGCCGCUGUGGAGAGUGCCAGCGUUGGUCCUCGGUCACCAUGUCGGUGCUGGACGCGCUUUGGGAGGAUCGGGAUGUCCGCUUCGACGUCUCCUCGCAACAAAUGAAAACAAGACCUGGAGAAGUCCUUAUUGAUUGUUUAGAUUCAAUUGAAGACACCAAAGGAAAUAAUGGGGAUAGAGGUAGACUCUUAGUAACAAAUUUAAGAAUUAUCUGGCAUUCUUUGGCAUUACCCAGAGUCAAUCUUUCUAUCGGUUACAACUGCAUAUUGAACAUUACAACAAGGACUGCUAACUCUAAAUUACGAGGCCAGACUGAAGCUCUUUAUAUACUAACAAAAUGUAACAGUACUCGUUUUGAGUUUAUAUUUACAAAUUUGGUUCCUGGAAGUCCUAGACUUUUUACUUCUGUGAUUGCAGUACACAGAGCAUAUGAAACUUCUAAAAUGUAUCGUGAUUUUAAAUUGAGAAGUGCACUAAUUCAAAAUAAGCAACUAAGAUUAUUACCACAAGAACAUGUAUAUGAUAAAAUCAAUGGAGUAUGGAAUUUAUCCAGUGAUCAGGGAAAUUUAGGAACCUUUUUUAUUACCAAUGUGAGAGUUGUGUGGCAUGCAAAUAUGAAUGACAGUUUUAACGUCAGCAUACCAUAUCUACAAAUUCGUUCAAUAAAGAUUAGAGAUUCAAAAUUUGGUUUAGCUCUUGUCAUAGAAAGCUCUCAGCAGAGCGGAGGAUAUGUUCUUGGCUUUAAAAUAGAUCCUGUGGAAAAACUACAAGAAUCAGUUAAGGAAAUCAAUUCACUUCACAAAGUCUAUUCUGCCAGUCCUAUAUUUGGAGUGGAUUAUGAGAUGGAAGAAAAGCCACAGCCCCUUGAAGCUCUGACAGUUGAACAGAUUCAAGAUGAUGUAGAAAUAGACUCUGAUGAUCACACGGACGCUUUUGUGGCUUAUUUUGCUGAUGGCAAUAAGCAACAAGAUCGUGAACCUGUAUUUUCAGAAGAACUGGGGCUUGCAAUAGAGAAAUUGAAGGAUGGAUUCACCCUACAGGGACUUUGGGAAGUAAUGAGUUGAUCUUGAGUUGAGCUGGAUUUCUAUUUAAAGAUAUCUCAAGAUUAAAGAUACUAGGCGCCUGCUAUAAGGCAUGGAAUAGUUUCUACUUUUACAGAAAAAGCUUUUAAGAGUUUUUUAAUGAUUAAGGAAAAACUCAUUUAUCUAAGAUUUUAUUGCCACCUUUCUAAAACUUAUAUUUAAAAUUGUAAUCAAAAUGUAUCUGGUUUGUAAAUAUGUUUAUUUUGUACCUAAUGCUUGUAAAUUAUUAGUCUGCAGAUAAUAAAUGACUGUAUCAUGUUGGGUUUAAUAAAGAAUUUAUACAGCACCAUUUAGUAUUUUUAAAGUGUUAUUUAAAAGAAUAAGACUAUUCUUAUGGAAUAAUCAAAAUACUGCCUUUUUAAUUGUAAAAAUCUGGUUUAAAUAAAUUAUCAAAUAGUUCCAAAUGUAAGCCAACUCUAAUAUAAAUUGUAGCCCUUAAACUUGUCAUGUUUAAGUGACCAUUUCUGUAAAACCUAAAAAUUAUGGUUAACUCUGGAGUAUAUCAACCCCUAUGUAAUGUUUUGGGCACUAUCUUAUAAUAUAGUUUUGGCAAGAAUACAUUUAUUUUGUAAGGAAAUAGUUUUAAAUAGUUCGUAAAUAAAUUGUUCAUUUAUUG
This is a messenger RNA of Neomonachus schauinslandi (Hawaiian monk seal), 1761 nucleotides long. It is a transcript of the gene BBS5, whose product is annotated as Bardet-Biedl syndrome 5. The transcript is spliced from 12 exons. The record is from RefSeq and is a predicted model, not a curated record. Gene Ontology annotation, biological process: intracellular transport; cilium assembly. NCBI's taxonomy places the organism in Eukaryota, Metazoa, Chordata, Mammalia, Carnivora, Phocidae. Gene Ontology annotation, molecular function: phosphatidylinositol-3-phosphate binding. Gene Ontology annotation, cellular component: ciliary basal body; BBSome. The coding region runs from base 102 to 1127 and encodes 341 amino acids.